CUGGGCUAAGGCCAAGCUUCAAUUCGAUAGGCAUCUCCACUUCAAUUUCUUUUGCAGUGUAUUACCUUUGAUACACGCAAAUCCAACCAUAAUUCAUAUCACACCACGAUGUCCUUCAUCGCACGCACCCUACGCAUUCCAAUGCGCCUCUCCGUCCAGCGUCCAACACGAGCACAACUCACCCUAGUCCGUCCAUUCCAGUCCUCCACCGCCGUACUCGCGAGCAAGAAAGACGACCUGAUGGACAAAGACAGUAUGCAGACUGACUCCUCCGAAUAUUCAAAAACAGGAUCCGAUAGUGGAGCAGCCGACGAGAGCGCGGCUUUCGAUCCGAGUACAACCAGACCUGAGACGGAGGAGGCACAGGCCGAAAAGGAACAUGGCAAGGAUUCAUCGUUGAACGUCAGUCCGGCCAAUCAUGAAGCGAGUCAACCGGGAGACCCAAGUGAUAAUGGCGCAGAAGGCUCAAAGAGGGAGAGCAGUGGGCAAGAAAGUUCGAGGGGGAAGACGAGUGGAGGUCGGAAUAGGGCCAAGAAUGACUAGGAGCAGGAGACUCAAAAUGAGGGCUGAUAUCAAGCAGUGGGAGUUAUGAUAUUGGUAUAGGACCGAGCGAUAAGGAGGUUUAGCGUUCGGAGUUCUCCAUGGGAGGUGUACUAUCAUACAUAUCAAGCAUACUAACCCACGGUACCAUAGCAAAGUGCGUAAUCAAGGGUG
Messenger RNA from Pseudovirgaria hyperparasitica, 714 nucleotides. RefSeq lists its product as uncharacterized. NCBI's taxonomy places the organism in Eukaryota, Fungi, Ascomycota, Dothideomycetes, Acrospermales, Acrospermaceae. The record is from RefSeq and is a predicted model, not a curated record. The transcript is spliced from 2 exons. Bases 109 to 543 code for a protein of 144 amino acids.